Molecule: messenger RNA, 5776 nt
Organism: Daucus carota subsp. sativus
Lineage: Eukaryota; Viridiplantae; Streptophyta; Magnoliopsida; Apiales; Apiaceae
Product: transcription factor bHLH35
Exons: 6
Coding region: 1-729 (242 amino acids)
Biological process (GO): regulation of DNA-templated transcription
Cellular component (GO): nucleus
Molecular function (GO): DNA-binding transcription factor activity; sequence-specific DNA binding; protein dimerization activity
Source: RefSeq, a predicted model, not a curated record
AUGGAAAGCUUUGAUGAAUAUAAGCUGCACUGGGAAACCAACAGCAACUAUAAUGCUGAAGAACUAAUACGCAGCUUGUUGCAGGAUGACACAUUAUUAGCCCCCGGCGAUUCCAUUGCACCAGACGGAGGCCAGCCUUCAGCUGCAUCAAGAAACAUAGUCGCCGAAAGAAACAGAAGGCAGAAACUAAAUGAUAGGCUCUAUGCCCUCCGAGCUAUUGUGCCCAACAUAACUAAGAUGGACAAGGCAUCGACUGUGAAAGAUGCAAUAAGCUAUAUUCAAGAACUGCAAGAACAAGAAGGAAGAAUUCAGGGUGAAAUAGCACAACUUGAGUCAAUGGCUUCCGAGAAACAAGAUUGGUGUAAGAAGAAAAGAAUUGCGCAUGAGCAACAACAGCUGUCUUCCUAUGUCUCCGGGGGUGGAGGAUCAUCGUCAUCACCACCGAUCCAAGUCAUUGAUAUAAAAGUGUCGUACGUUGAAGCAAAAAUAAUCGUGGCGAGCUUGAUAUGCAGUAAAAGAACGGACGCAAUAAUCAAGCUUUGCGAAGCUUUUGAAUCAUUGAAGUUUAAGAUUAUCACAGCCAACAUUACUUCCUUCUCUGCUACCCUUUCAAUGACAGUUUUUAUCGAGGCAGAUGAGAUGGAGAAAGAUACAAUAAAGAUAGAGAUCGAAACUGCUAUAAGAGCUGUCAAUCAUCCAGGCUUGCAGUCCAAUGAGUUGCUACCUUAACAAUGAUACAUAUAUUGUUAAGUGUAAUGAAGCAGAUGAUUGUUACUGGUUUAUUUCAGUCUAUUUUGUUUAUUCUAAUAACAGUCUCACUGUGGUAUGCAGUUGAGUUAGCUAGCCUUGUCACUACUGAUUAGGAUUUGUAUAGGGUCCAUCAGUUGUGUAAGGUGUAGUAGUCUUUUCUUAAGUUGGUACGUUGGUAGUACUGUUAUACAGAUAAAAAGACACAGGGGUGUAGACUGUGGUCCUCAAUGCAGAAUAUGCAAGUUUCUUGUUAUGCAGAGUUGUUCCCAUUCUCUCACUGAAUUACUUCAAAGUUAUCUUCAUGCUUUAGAUGCAUAAAAGUUUUCAUGGUAUCAGAGCUAGCAUAAAUAACUAAGUUUUAUAUCGAUUUUGUGGUGAGAAGUUAAAGUUUUAUACAAGUAGCUGAGUGUGUAAUUACUAGUGUCUAGAUAGGUGAGUGUUGUCAUGUUAUUAUCAAACACAAUAUCCUAGUUUCUAGAUCUACUCACCGCUAACGACAAACUUUCAUUCACGGACCUCUAAAACCCUAUCUUUUUACACCCAUCUGAUAGGCCAACCUCGAUAUAACGUAACCAAAUUACAAGAUGCGGGAGACUAUGGAACAUGGAGGAGGUCAUUUGAGAUUCAGUUGUCGGGAAAAAGAAAGCUUGGGUUUAUAGAUGGGUCAGUUUCAAGAAGCACAACAGAUGCGGUGGAAGCGGUUCAGUGGGACACAUGUAAUACAUUGGUAAUUUCUUAGAUCCAUAACAAUAUUUUUCAGAUAAUAUUAAAUCUUCUGUGUUGUUUAUUGUUGGAAUAAUCUUAAACUUAGGUGUUAUUAAUUAUUUGUUUUAUAAUUUGUUUUGUUUUAAUUGAUUGUUUGAAUAAGUCAGAUGUAUCCAACGUGUUUGUAUGCAACUGAAUAGGUCGUGAGGAGUUGAGUAUUUUUAGGAAAGUAGUGGAGUCAUAUCAGGUGAUGCUCCUCGUUUGUCGCAGUAGUAGGAGUUUAAGUCUUUAGUAUUCUUCGGUUUAUGUAUUUUUAACUCAGUAAUAUCAGUCAAGUUUCACUUUGUAUUCUCUCAAUUUAUAUUCAUACAAUCGAUCAUAUAUUUCAACAUAUGGUAUCAAAAGUCAAAGAGGGAACAGUGAGUAUAGACUAUCCGAUAUUGUCAAAAUCCAACUACACGGCGUGGUCAAUGAAGAUGCAGGUCUUCAUGGAAGCUCAGGGAGUUUGGGAGGCUGUGGAGCCUAGUGACCCGAAGGUGAAUGUUGAAACACGGAUGGAUAAAAUGGUGUUGGCAGCAAUUUAUCAAGGCAUCCAGAUGAGUUUAUGUUAAGUCUCGCUGGUAAAAAAAGGCUAGAGUUAACAUAAACUUCUCUGGAAUGCCUUGAUAAAUUGCUGCCAGCGCUAUUUUAUCCAUCCGUGUGUCAACGUUCACCUUCGGAUCACUAAACUCCUUCAUGGACAGAGCCUCAAACUCAGACCUGAGUGUCUGCACCUUUGCCUCUUGAACUCUUUAUGCCCCUAUAGACAUAGUAAUACUGCUGCUGAUAUAUGGAAACAACUUGAAAAAUAGUUUUCCCAGUCCAAUAGUUCAAGAAAGUAUAAACUAAUUAAGUCGAAACAAAAUGGGAUGAAGGUUAGUGAUUACUUCAUCGGCUAAAACAGUCCGUGGGAAGAAAUCGAUUUGAUGAAUAUCUUGCCCAGAAUCAUAGUCAUCACAAAUCUGUCGAAUGCCGUGGACACCAUGAAGGAGGCGAAACUUUUUCAGUUUUUUUUUUUUUGCUAAAUAGAAACUUUUUCAGUUUUUAAAUGGUCUGGAUGAUACAUAUGAGGUAAAAAGAAGCCAACUUCUCAUGAUUUGGUGCCAAAGGUUAGUGCACACACCAAUAUCCAAAUUACAAAAUAUUGCUCAAGUAAAACACUACCUUCACCAACAUAAGCAACAGGUAUGCCUCACAUGUCUUGUAAUUAAAAUGACCAAAAUACUAACUUUAUCCAUUAGUAAAUCAAAUGCAUCAUAAGCUUUUAAUUUGAUCCACAUGGAUAUAUGGGGUCCAUCUCGAGUGCCAACUCGAGGAAUAUAUAUAUUUUCUUCCUUUGGUGGAUGAUUUUGGUCAUCGGUGAGCAAAACCGGAUAUCCGGUCCGGUUAUGAAUUAUAAACCGGAUAUCCGGUUUUUCUAAUCACUAAAUACUUAUUCCGGUUCCGGUUUAAUCGGAUAUUCAGAUAUCUUUUUAAACCGGUCGAAAAACGGAUAGUCUGGAUCCCAUUUCUUAAAAAAUAUUAUGCAUUACUUUCUAAUUCCAUAAAUUUGUAAUGUUUAAUUUAUUUUUUCCUACAAGUAUGAAAUGAAAAACUACUAACAGUAGCUUAGGCAGGACUGUUUUUAAUACAUAAAGUUGCAUGUUCAAUUUUUUCACAUCUGUCUCUCUACUUCUGCAUAACCGGGGACUCUUCUCCGCGGAUGUUUAUUAGUGCUAAAAUUCUCCGUCUGCGUGUACUUAAAUCUCUACAUCUUAAAAUCACUGGGAGGAAAUUUCACACAAUAUUACUGCUAAAAGAACAUAGAUGCACAAAAGUAAUUUGUAAUAGAUCUUCUAUUUAAAAGAUUAAGAAAAAUAUUAUAUAUUAUUUAUAAAAGUAAUUUUUAAUUUAAAAUAACAAAACCGGAUCGGAUGCGGAUAUCUGGUUUCUUAUAUAUAUGUGAUCCGGAUCCAGAUCCGAAUUUAUUAAAAAAAGCCGGAUCUGAUAUCCGGUCCGGUUUAUUCGGAUCGGAUAUCCAAAUUUCCGGAUAUUUUAAAUCGGAUACCAGAUCGGAAAAUCGGAUAACUCGGAAUUCGGAUUUUUAUGCUCACCCCUAACUUUAGUCGAAUAAAAUUGGUCUAUUUGGUUGACAAUAAGUCAGAUUACUUAAAAAAUAAAAAAUUUAUGUUGCUACACAAUUCGAGGGAAAGCUAAAGGUGGUACGAUUUGAUAAUGCCCCGGAAUUAUCAAAGUUACCAUGCUCUUGAUAUAUACAUAAACGACUUGCCCAGUUGCCCAUAUGCGGAAAUUAUCAAAGUUGAUAGAAACGAGUUGUUCAACUGUUGGUGUCUCGGCAUAUACGGCCACGUAAGGGUGUUCGCGGUGCGGGCGGUGCGGUUUUUUCCAAAAAUCACAAAUCAAUCCGCGCAUGCGGUUUGGGAAAAUUCAUAAACCGCAACCGCACCACGUAAUAUAAAAACCGCGUAAACCACACCACAAAAUUGCGGUGCGGUGCGGUGUGGUGUGGUUCAUGCGGUUUGCAUGGUUUAUACAUUCAAAAAAUUUAUACUUUUGAAUGACAAUAUAAAUAUAAUUUUAAACUAUAAGUAUUUAAAUUUUUUUUAUGAUACACACACACACACACAAAUUUAGAGUUACGAUACUCAUAAAAAAAAUAUAAACUAAAAUAUAAGUAUGAUAAUGAUGAAGAUGAAAAGAUUUCAACACUAAUACGUUAUUACAUAGAAAACGAAUAUAAUUAAAAUAUUUAAUUUGUCGUCUUAAAACUAACCUUAAUUUGUAUUGUAAAAUUCAAAUUUGUAUUGUAUUUAAUUUGUAUUCUUGCCUUAUUUGGAUGAAUUGGGAACGAUUGUCCAAGCACAAAGCGGAGGGUGGCAUGGGUUUUAGGGACUUCCGGGACUUCAACAUUUCCAUGCUAGGCAAACAAGGCUGGAGUAUUUAUGAAGCAAAGCAGCUGAUUGUGGAAGGUGUUCGAUGGAGAAUUGGCUCAGGCAAGAAUAUAAAUAUUAUCGGACAACCAUGGUUAGCCAAUAAUGAUAGCCCGUAUAUCACCACUGACUCCCAAGCGUUGAAAGAUCGUUCAGUGGCAUCUCUGUUCCAAGACGGUAGUAAACAGUGGGAUCGUGAUAUUAUUAAGUCUGAGUUUAAUGACAGGGACCAACAGAUCAUCCUUGAUAUGGUGGUUGCUGAUAACGAAGGAGAGGAUGUGUUAUAUUGGUCUCAUGAAGUUACAGGUUUAUACUCUGUAAAAAGUGCGUACAGAUGGUUACAGCAAAAGAAGGAAUCAUGGAGGUCUGCUGAUAACAUUUUCACAAAGCUGUGGAAAAUCAGAGCACCCCCAAAGUGUAUAAAUGUGGUUUGGCGUGCACUCACUAAUUGUCUUCCUACUCUCGUUCAGCUACAUAUUAAAAGAGUGCAAGUUCAAACUUUGUGUCCAGUUUGUCAGCAAGAGAACGAAUCUAUUAUGCACAGCUUGGUAUCUUGUUCUUUCGCUCAACAAUGUUGGUUGCUCCUUAAAGUUGAGAAUCAGGGGAUAUGAUGUUUAGAUUUUACUACUUGGUUGGAGCGUGUGUUGCAUACAGCAAGUUCGAAGGUCCAAGCUGAAAUCAUCACACUAUGCUGGGCAAUAUGGCGUAAUCGUAAUGAUAUAGUGUGGAACCAACGCUUCUCAUCAGUCAAUAAAACAGUAGCUGCAGCGAAGCAGUACCUUACACAAUAGUCAAUAGCCCAAAAUAGGUCUUCUACUACCCUUCUCCAGCCUACUUUCGAAGGAGAUGGUGAUUGUAUUUGGGUUAAUCCUCAACCGAAUUCUAUUAAGGUAUCAGUUGACGCGGCUGUUUUCGAAGACAAGGAUGCAGCAGGGUUGGGUCUGGUUGCGAGAGACGAUAAUGGAGAACUUAUUCAAGCAAAGACACUUAUACUGCCAAGCAAAGUUGCUCCAGUUCUAGGUGAAGCCAUGGCAGUGAAAGAGGCAUUGAGCUGGAUAGAUGUGAUGCAGUGGCCAAAGGUAAUUCUGGUCUCAGAUUGCUUGGUUGUGGUACAAGCGAUCAGGAGCAAAACACCUAUGAGAUCUCAGUUCGGUAAGGUUAUUGAAGAUUGUUGGAGCUAUAUCCGAAGGUUGAACAAAAUUUCUUUGUAUCAUGUUAAGCGUUCUGAAAAUAUGGUUGCCCAUCAACUUGCUAGGGAAUCAUAUAAUUACCCAGAUCGUAGUUUUGAUAGAGACUCAAUUCCGAGCUCUGUUAAAUAUUGUAUUGAGAUGGAUUUGAAGUGCUAAUAAAAU